Messenger RNA from Penicillium argentinense, 663 nucleotides. RefSeq lists its product as uncharacterized. The record is from RefSeq and is a predicted model, not a curated record. Bases 1 to 663 code for a protein of 220 amino acids. The transcript has a single exon. Lineage: Eukaryota; Fungi; Ascomycota; Eurotiomycetes; Eurotiales; Aspergillaceae.
AUGGCCUCAACCGAGAGACCGCAAAUUCUUCUUCUUUCUCUCGCGUACAGCGACUUCAUCGAUGAAAGUUACUCCACGCUCUUCAACAGGCUCUUAAAAGUGGCGGUCAUCAAGCGCGCAAAGACCGCAACCGCCGCGCUCAAAGCCAUCGCCGAGACCACCUUCAAAGCAAUCAUCAUAACAGACGAGGGCCUUACCGAAUCCGACCAAGAGACCCAAAAAGUACUCGCUAGAAUCAAAACUUACAUUGAAAAUGGCGGUCUUACCAUAGUCGGUCUACACUUCCCGAACUUCACGCACAUGGACAAGUUCAGGGAGUUUUUCGAGACCUUUGGCCUUCCCUGGGACAAUGGCGACUAUCAUCGCACAACCUUCCAACUUAAUCCAUCAGGUCUCUUGCCCGAAAGCAUUGAACCAUCUUCCUUGCCUGAAUCAUAUAGCAUGAAGGUACUUCAUGUCAAGAACGCUAAACCUGAGGAAAAAAUAUUUGUUCCGAUUGAUGGCGCGGUAACUCAAAGUCUUGUUUUCCCUCCAAUGUACGUGAACCAGGCCCAAGCUGGUGUUGUAGGGGCAAAGCUCGGGCGGGGUCAUCUUAUUUACUGUGGGGAUGUUAACGGGGAGGAUGGAUCCAAUCAGCUUAUGUUGGCGCUUUGCGGGUUUUAG